This is a messenger RNA of Trichosurus vulpecula (common brushtail), 9189 nucleotides long. Its product is annotated as mucin-2-like. The record is from RefSeq and is a predicted model, not a curated record. The coding region runs from base 1 to 9189 and encodes 3062 amino acids. Lineage: Eukaryota; Metazoa; Chordata; Mammalia; Diprotodontia; Phalangeridae. The transcript has 8 exons.
AUGACACCUGUAGGCACUCUGCCUGUUACCCCCACUGAAAGUACAACAGCAGCUGCCACUACUUUCCCAGGGACUUCAGCAACACAAACACCUUCCUCUGCUUAUACUGGGACAACUUCCACAACUUCCACAGCUCAGGGUAUGACCGAGUCUAAAAUCACAACCACUCUGACAACGCAGGCUCUCACCCCUACCCAAGGGACAUCUGUAGCAGCCACUUCUUCGUCAGGGACCACAGGAACAGCUACACAUUCACCUAGCUCCACCUCAACAACCCUCACAGCUCAGAGUACCACUGAGUCUGACAGCAUCCCAACUCUGAGAACCCAACCUGUUACCCCUACUGCAAGUACAACAGGAGCUUACACUACUCCCCCAGAGACUUCACCAACAGCCACACCUUCCUCCGCUUACAAUACGACAACUUCCACAGCUCAGAGCAUGACCGGCACUGAAAUUACAACCACUCUGACAACCCAGACUCUGAACCCUACCCAAGGAACAUCUGUAGCAGCCACUACUUCCUCAGGGACCACAGCAACAGCUACACCUUCCCCUGGCUCCACCUCGACUAGCCUCACAGCUGAGACUACUACUGAGUCUGAAAGCACAGUAACUGUGAACACCCAAGCUGUCACCCUUCCAGAAAGUACAACACCAGCUGCCACUACUGCCCCAGGGCCCUCAACAACGGCCACACCUUCUCAAGACUUCUCCUCAAACAGCCCCACAUCUCAGAGUACCACCGACUCUGACAGCACGACAACUGUGAGAACCCAGGCUGUCACCCUUCCAGAAAGUACAACAGCAGCUGCCAAUACUUCCCCAGGAAUUUCACCAACAACCACACCUUCCUCUGGUUACAUGGAGACAACUUCCACAGCUCAGAGCAUGACCGGGUCUGAAAUCACAACCUCUCUGACAACCCAGGCUCUCACCCCUACCCAAGGAACAUCUGUGGGAGCCACUACUUCCUCAGGGACCACAGCAACAGCUACACCUUCGCCGGGCUCCAUAUUGACUACCUUCACAGCUCAGAGUAACACAGAGUCUGAAAGCACAACUCUGACCACCCAGGCUGUGACCCUUUCCGAAAGCACAACAUCAGCUGCCACUACUUUAACAGGGACUUCAACAACAGCCACACCUUCAUCUGCUAACACUGGGACAACUUCCACAGCUCAGAGUACCACGGUAUCAGAAAGCAUAACCACUCAGACAACCCAGGCUCUGACCUCUACCCAAGGGACAUCUGUGGGAGCAACUACUUCCUCAGAGACCACAGCAACAGCUACACCUUCCCCUGGCUCCACCUCGACUACCCUCACAAUUCACAGUACCACACAGUCUGAAAGCACAACAACUGGGACCACCCAGGGUGUCACCACUACGAAAAGAACAACAGCAACUGCCACGACUUUAUCGGGAACCUCACCAAUGACCUCACCUUCCCCAAGCUUCUCUACAAACAGCCCCACAACCCAGAGUACCACCCACUCUGACAGCAUGACACCUGUAGGCACUCUGCCUGUUACCCCCACUGAAAGUACAACAGCAGCUGCCACUACUUUCCCAGGGACUUCAGCAACACAAACACCUUCCUCUGCUUACACUGGGACAACUUCCACAGCUCAGAGCAUGACCGGGUCUGAAAUCACAACCUCUCUGACAACCCAGGCUCUGAGUCCUACCCAAGGGACAUCUGUAGCAGCCACUUCUUCCUCAGGGACCACAGGAACAGCUACACAUUCACCUAGCUCCACCUCAACAACCCUCACAGCUCAGAGUACCACUGAGUCUGACAGCAUCCCAACUCUGAGAACGCAACCUGUUACCCCUACUGCAACCCAGGAUCUGACCCCUACCCAAGGGACAUCUGUAGCAGCCACUACUUCCUCAGGGACCACAGCAACAGCUAUACCGUCCCCUGGCUCCACCUCGACUAGCCUCACAGCUGAGACUACUACUGAGUCUGAAAGCACAGUAACUGUGAACACCCAAGCUGUCACCCUUCCAGAAAGUACAACACCAGCUGCCACUACUGCCCCAGGGCCCUCAACAACGGCCACACCUUCUCAAGACUUCUCCUCAAACAGCCCCACAUCUCAGAGUACCACCGACUCUGACAGCACGACAACUGUGAGAACCCAGGCUGUCACCCUUCCAGAAAGUACAACAGCAGCUGCCAAUACUUCCCCAGGAAUUUCACCAACAACCACACCUUCCUCUGGUUACAUGGAGACAACUUCCACAGCUCAGAGUACCACUGCAUCUGAAAGCAUAACCUCUCUGACAACCCAGGCUCUGAGCCCUACCCAAGGGACAUCUGUAGCAGCCUCUACUUCCUCAGCGACCAUACCAACAGGUACACAUUCCACUGGCUCCACCUCGACUACCCUCACAGCUCAGAGUACCACUGAAUCUGACAGCACGACAACUCUGAGAACUGAUCCUGUUACUACUUUCCCUGGGACUUUCUCAGCAGGCACACCGUCUCCUGGUUACACUCGGACUAGUCCUAGCUCUCACACUACCACCAAGUCUGAAAGGCCAAUCACUCUGACUACCCAAGCUCUCACCCCUACCCAAGGAACAUCUGUAGUAGCCUCUACUUCCUCAGGGACGACAGCAACAGUUACACCUUCCCCUGGCUCUUCCUCAACUAGCCUCACAGCUCAGGCUGCCACAGAGCCUGAAAGCACAAUAACUGUGAACACCCAGGCUGUCACCCUUCCAGAAAGUACAACAGCAGCUGCCAAUACUUCCCCAGGGACUUCACAAACGUCCACACCUUCCUCUGGUUACAUGGAGACAACUUCCACAGCUCAGAGUACCACUGAGUCUGACAGCACGCCAACUCUGAGAACGCAACCUGUUACCCCUACUGCAAGUACAGCAGGAGCUUACCCUACUCCCCCAGAGACUUCACCAACAGCCACACCUUCCUCCGCUUACAAUAAGACAACUUCGACAGCUCAGAGCAUGACCGGGUCUGAAAUCACAACCUCUCUGACAACCCUAGCUCUCACCCCUACCCAAAGCACAUCUGUGGGAGCCACUACUUCCUCAGGGACCACAGCAACAGCUACACCUUCCCCGGGCUCCAUAUUGACUACCUUCACAGCUCAGAGUAACACAGAGUCUGAAAGCACAACUCUGACCACCCAGGCUAUGACCCUUUCCGAAAGCACAACAUCAGCUGCCACUACUUUAACAGGGACUUCAACAACAGCCACACCUUCAUCUGCUAACACUGGGACAACUACCACAGCUCAGAGUACCACGGUAUCAAAAAGCAUAACCACUCAGACAACCCAGGCUCUGACUUCUACCCAAAGGACCUCUGUGGGAGCCUCUACUUCCUCAGAGACCACAGCAACGGCUACACCUUCCCCUGGCUCCACCUCGACUACCCUCACAGUUCACAGUACCACACAGUCUGAAAGCACAACAACUGGGACCACCCAGGGUGUCACCACUACGAAAAGAACAACAGCAACUGCCACGACUUUAUCGGGAACCUCACCAAGGACCUCACCUUCCCCAAGCUUCUCUACAAACAGCCCCACACCUCAGAGUACCACCCACUCUGACAGCAUGACACCUGUAAGCACCCUGCCUGUUACCCCCACUGAAAGUACAACAGCAGCUGCCACUACUUUCCCAGGGACUUCAGCAACACAAACACCUUCCUCUGCUUAUACUGGGACAACUUCCACAACUUCCACAGCUCAGGGUAUGACCGAGUCUAAAAUCACAACCACUCUGACAACGCAGGCUCUCACCCCUACCCAAGGGACAUCUGUAGCAGCCACUUCUUCCUCAGGGACCACAGGAACAGCUACACAUUCACCUAGCUCCACCUCAACAACCCUCACAGCUCAGAGUACCACUGAGUCUGACAGCAUUCCAACUCUGAGAACGCAACCUGUUACCCCUACUGCAAGUACAACAGGAGCUUACACUACUCCCCCAGAGACUUCACCAACAGCCACACCUUCCUCUGCUUACAAUAGGACAACUUUCACAGCUCAGAGCAUGACCGGGUCUGAAAUUACAACCACUCUGACAACCCAGACUCUGAACCCUACCCAAGGAACAUCUGUAGCAGCCACUACUUCCUCAGGGACCACAGCAACAGCUACACCUUCCCCUGGCUCCACCUCGACUAGCCUCACAGCUGAGACUACUACUGAGUCUGAAAGCACAGUAACUGUGAACACCCAAGCUGUCACCCUUCCAGAAAGUACAACACCAGCUGCCACUACUGCCCCAGGGCCCUCAACAACGGCCACACCUUCUCAAGACUUCUCCUCAAACAGCCCCACAUCUCAGAGUACCACCCACUCUGACAGCACGACAACUGUGAGAACCCAGGCUGUCACCCUUCCAGAAAGUACAACAGCAGCUGCCAAUACUUCCCCAGGGAUUUCACCAACAACCACACCUUCCUCUGGUUACAUGGAGACAACUUCCACAGCUCAGAGUACCACUGCAUCUGAAAGCAUAACCUCUAAGAUAACCCAGGCUCUGAGCCCUACCCAAGGGACAUCUGUAGCAGCCUCUACUUCCUCAGCGACCAUACCAACAGGUACACAUUCCACUGGCUCCACCUCGACUACCCUCACAGCUCAGAGUACCACUGAAUCUGACAGCACGACAACUCUGAGAACUGAUCCUGUUACUACUUUCCCUGGGACUUUCUCAGCAGGCACACCGUCUCCUGGUUACACUCGGACUAGUCCUAGCUCGCACAGUACCACCAAGUCUGAAAGGCCAAUCACUCUGACUACCCAAGCUCUCACCCCUACCCAAGGAACAUCUGUAGUAGCCUCUACUUCCUCAGGGACGACAGCAACAGCUACACCUUCCCCUGGCUCAACCUCAACUAGCCUCACAGCUCAGGCUGCCACAGAGCCUGAAAGCACAAUAACUGUGAACACCCAGGCUGUCACCCUUCCAGAAAGUACAACAGCAGCCGCCAAUACUUCCCCAGGGUCUUCACAAACGUCCACACCUUCCUCUGGUUACAUGGAGACUACUUCCACAGCUCAGAGUACCACUGCAUCUGAACGCAUAACCUCUCUGACAACCCAGGCUCUGAGCCCUACCCAAGGGACAUCUGUAGCAGCCACUACUUCCUCAGGGACCACAGCAACAGCUACACCUUCCCCUGGCUCCACCUGGACUAGCCUCACAGUUCACAGUACCACACAGUCUGAAAGCACAACAACUGGGACCACCCAGGGUGUCACCACUACGAAAAGAACAACAGCAACUGCCACGACUUUAUCGGAAACCUCACCAAUGACCUCACCUUCCCCAAGCUUCUCUACAAACAGCCGCACAACUCAGAGUACCACCCACUCUGACAGCAUGACACCUGUAAGCACCCAGUCUGUUACCCCCACUGAAAGUACAACAGCAGCUGCCACUACUUUCUUAGGGACUUCACCAACACAAACACCUUCCUCUGCUUACACUGGGACAACUUCCACAACUUCCACAGCUCAGGGUAUGACCGAGUCUGAAAUCACAACCACUCUGACAACCCAGGCUCUCACGCCUACCCAAGGGACGUCUGUAGCAUCCACUUCUUCCUCAGGGACCACAGCAACAGCUACACCUUCCCCUGGCUCCACCUCGACUAGCCUCACAGCUGAGACUACUACUGAGUCUGAAAGCACAGUAACUGUGAACACCCAAGCUGUCACCCUUCCAGAAAGUACAACACCAGCUGCCACUACUGCCCCAGGGCCCUCAACAACGGCCUCACCUUCCCAAGGCUUCUCCUCAAACAGCCCCACAACUCAGAGUACCACCAACUCUGACAGCACGACAACUGUGAGAACCCAGGCUGUCACCCUUCCAGAAAGUACAACAGCAGCUGCCAAUACUUCCCCAGGGAUUUCACCAACGUCCACACCUUCCUCUGGUUACAUGGAGACAACUUCCACCGCUCAGAGCAUGACCGGGUCUGAAAUUACAACCACUCUGACAACCCAGACUCUGACCCCUACCCAAGGAACAUCUGUGGGAGCCACUACUUCCUCAGAGACCACAGGAACAGCUACACCUUCCCCUGGCUCCACCUCGACUAGCCCCACAACUCAGAGUACCACCAACUCUGACAGCACGACAACUGUGAGCACCGAGCCGGUCACUGCUCUGGAAAGUACAACAGCAGCUGCCACUACUUCUCCAGGGACUUCACCAACAUCCACACCUUCUUCUCGUUACACGGAGACAACUUCCAGAGCUCAGAGUACCACUGUGUCUGAAAGCGUAACCACUCUGACAACCCAGUCUCUGACCCCUACCCAAAGGACAUCUGUAGCAGCCACUACUUCCUCAGGGACUACAGCAACAGCUGCACCUUCCCUUGGCUCCACCUCAAAUACCCUCACAUCUCAGAGUACCACCCACUAUGACCACAUGACAACUGUGAGAACCCAACCUGUUACCCCUACUGAAAGUACAACAGCAGAUGUCACUCCUUCCCUAGGGAAUUCAGCAACAGAAACACUUUCCUUUACUUACACUGGGACACAUUCCACAACUUCCACAACUCAGAGUAUUACUGAUUUGGAAAUCGCAACCACUCUGACAACCCAGGCUCUGACCCCAACCCAAGGGACAUCUGUAGCAGCCAGCACUUCAUCAGGGAGCGCAGGAAAAGCUACACCUUCCCGUAGCUCCACUUCGAGUAGCUUUACAGCUCAGAGUACCACAGAAUCUGAAAGUACAACAUCUGUGACCACUCAGGCUGUUACCCCUCCUCAAAGUACAACAGCAGCUGGCAGUAGUUCCCCGGGGACCUCAACAUUGGCCACACCUUCCCUCGGCUUCUCCUCAAACAGCCCUUUAUCUCAUAGUACAACCGAGCUUGACAAUACAACAACUGUGACCAACCAGCCUGUCACCCCUCCUGAAGGUGCAACACCAGCAGCCACUACUUCCCCAGGAACCUCAACAAUGGCCACACCUUCCCCAGGCUUCUCCUCAAACAGCCCCACAGCUAAGAACACCACUGAGUCUGAAAGCAUGAAAACUCUGACCACUGUUAUUGUCGCAGGAACCCAUGAUAUAUCUGCAGCAGUCACCACAGCAAAGGUGACACUUUCCGAUGCCUCCACCUCGACUAGUCCCACAGCUCAGAAUACCAUGGAGUCUGACAGCACAGCGACUGUGACAACACAGGCUUUCACCCCUAUCCAAGGGACAUCUGCAGCAGCCACUACUUCCCCAGAUACCACAGCAGUGGCCACAUCUACCACUGGUUCUACCUCGACCAGAUUCACAGCUCAGAGCACCACCAAGUAUGACAGCACAAGGACUCAGACCACUGAGGCUGUCACCCCUACCCAAGGCACAACAGCAGCACCAACAACUUCCCCUCAGACUACAGGAAUGGCCACUCCUUUUCCAGGUUCCAUUGGGACUAGCCCCAGAGCUCAGAGUACCACAGUGCCAUUCACUAUGACAACUGUGACUACACAGGCGGUUACCCCUACCAAGGAAACUUCAGCCGCAGCCACAACUUCCCCUGAUACCACAGCAUUAGCUACUCCUUCCCCAGGCUCUGUUCACACCAGCCCCACAGCUCAGAGCACUACUGAGCCUGGAAGCUCAAGACCUGGGACCACUGCGGCCGUCACAGCUACCCAAGGCACAACAGCCGUACCAACUACUUCACCUGUUACUACCACGUCAGCCACUCCUUUCCCAGGCUCCACUGGGACUAGCCCCACAGCUCAGAGUACCACAGUGCCUUUCACAGUGACAACUCUGACUACUCAGGCUCUUACCCCUACUCAAGAAACAACAGCUGCAGCCACAACUUCCCCUGGGACUGCAGUAUCGGCUACUCCUUCCCCAGGCUCUACCGGCACCAGCCCCACAACUCAGAGUACUACUGAGCCCAGCAGCUCAACAUCUGGGACCACUGAGCCUGUCAGCCCUACCCAGGGGACAACAGCAGCACCAACUACUUCCCCUGGGACUACAGCAACAGCCACUCCUUCCACAGGCCUUCCUGAGACCAGCCCCACACCUCAGAGUACCUCGGUGACCCGCAGCACGACGACUCUGACAACUCCGGCUGCCACCCCUACCCGAGGUACAACAGCAGCUGCCACUACUUCUCCAGUGACCACCCAACCAACUCCCACACCAUUGAUAUGCUUAAAUGGAGGUACUCCAUCGGGAGACUCCUGUCUCUGUGCCACUGGUUACAGUGGAGAUCAAUGCCAGGAGAAAGAAAUUGUGUGCGAGAAUGGGGGCACCUGGGAUGGAAUCAAAUGCAUCUGCCCUGUUCUCUACUAUGGCUCUAAGUGUGAAAUGGUUUCAGAAAGCCUUCCAAUAGAUGACCUCCUCUCUCCUCUUCUCAGAAACGGCAGCAUAGUGGUGGACUAUGAUGUGAUCCUGUCCACAAGUUACACCCCAGAUUACGUGACAGAAUUGCAGGAUAUUGCAAAGAAGGUAGAGGAAACAACUAGAAAAGUCACCAGUGAGCAAACAGGCACAGGAUGCCAAGACCCCACUGUUGGAGAGGAAGCCUUCAACAGAAAAGGCCUGCAACAAGAGGAGAUUUACUCUUGGUUUUCCUCUUUCACAGAACAAUUAUGUUUCAACCCCAGCAAGACAUCAGUGGAAGAGCUUGUAAUUCUGUACAAUCCUGAGGACACAUGCAAAGAAACUGCUGGAGCACUUGAGGAACUCUUCUACAUUGACUACCGGGAUGGAACACCGUACUGUAUUAACAGAUGUACACAGGGCUUCAACUCAUCACUGGACUGCAACCAGGGAACGUGUCAGUUCCAGCUGAGUGGGUCUCGCAUAGGGCCUCGAUGCUUGUGUUUGACCACAGAUACACACUGGUACUGGGGAGAAUACUGUAACCUCAGCACCAGUAAGAACCUGGUGUAUGGGUUAGUGGGAACAUUAGGGGCAGUGCUGGUGGUCACCAUUGUUGCCCUCUCUGUCUUCAUGUACAAGUCCCAGAGGAGGAUCCAAAGGCAGAAGGCCAGGCUGGAUCAAGUGUAUAAAUGGCAUGAAGAGGAUGGAGGACCAGCCCCUGGGAGCUUCCAGAAUACAGGCUUUGACAUCUGUGAAGGUACCACCAGCAGCCCUCCUUGGGUUCCUAGUGGCUGGAGGGAGGCAUUUGUGAGGAAUGUCAGAGGACUCUGA